Anguilla anguilla (European eel) is the source of this 4527-nucleotide messenger RNA. RefSeq names its product KN motif and ankyrin repeat domain-containing protein 1-like. Gene Ontology annotation, cellular component: cytoplasm; cytoskeleton. Gene Ontology annotation, biological process: negative regulation of actin filament polymerization. Gene Ontology annotation, molecular function: protein binding. Bases 186 to 2894 code for a protein of 902 amino acids. The record is from RefSeq and is a predicted model, not a curated record. The transcript has 10 exons. Lineage: Eukaryota; Metazoa; Chordata; Actinopteri; Anguilliformes; Anguillidae.
GUGGCAGCUGCACAGCUCUGCCUGCGCUCAGCACUGCUCUUGCACACCGAGCGGGUCCUGCUUCCAGACUCUGCCUCAGGAGCGCAGGAGCAGAGGGGGAGGAUUUCCAGCACAGGCUCACUCAGGACGGGGGCGGAGGUUGCAGAGACCAUCACAGACAACGUCCAUGACUCUGAAAAACAUCAAUGAUGGACAAACAAAACGUGAAUGGCUUCCAUCCCAAGGUCUCGGUGAACGGACACCAGAGAAGGCAGGUGCCAUAUUCAGUGGAGACCCCCUAUGGCUUCCGCUUGGAUCUGGACUUCCUCAAGUAUGUAGAUGAUAUUGAGAAGGGCAACACCAUCAAGAGGGUCCACAUCCAGCGGAGAAGCAGAGGCCCCAAGCUCAGCGUGCUGCACCGAAACUUCAGCCUCCCCGGCUACAGCUACAGGCCACCCUGGGCCUCCACCCCCGCCCUCGGGCCCAAUGCCAAAUCCCGCCUCACGGAUGCCCAGCAGGUCUUGGAGUUUGGGGCCUGUGAGGAUGGGCCUUCGGGUGCCUCUGGGUCACCUCGGGUGAGCUACAUGACUCUGAGGGCAAUGGAGGAUGCCAGCAUCAGGGCGUUUGAUGAGCAGCCACCUGGCGUCCACGUGCGGCCGUACCUGCUGAGGGCCACCAGCAUGCCAGUCACCACCCUGCAGAGGACCAGCUCAGAGGCCUCGGAUGAUCGGACCGCUCCUGCCUUCGGGGGUCUGUCUGAGAACGGCUCCGCUGAGGACGUGUUUGGGGAGAGGAGGGGCGGUUCACCCUCCAGCGACCCCAGCCUACGCCUGCAGCUGGCCUCUGCCCUGCGGAGGAUUGGGGAGCUGGAGGAGCAGGCCCGGACCGUCAGAGAGAUGAAAGCACAGAUCUCCACCCUGCGGGAGGACAAGGAGCGCCUCCUUCUCAGGCUCCGCCCCUCCCCCACAAAUGCUGCUGGACAGGGGGAUGUGUGCACAGAAGGCCAAGGCUCGAAUCCUCGACUACAGACUCCGGGAAGUUCAGGUGCGCCCAGGAACUCAGAGACACAUUCAAACGUGGAUCGUCAAAGGUUACCCUCACCUGUACCUGACCAGGAGACAGAAUGUGAGCAUCGGAAAUCAAGGCUUCCAGACAGAACAGUGGAGACUUCACUGUUACCGGGAGGACAGGCAGUAUUGGUUGUGAGAGAAACAGACAGAGGAGACCAGGGCUCAAGACCAACCAGCGGUGACAUCAUUCCUCUCUCCAGCAUUGCCCUGCAGGAGAGGAUCGCAGACCUCGAGCAGAAGCUCUGCAGAUGCAACAUAGAGCGGGAGGAAUCCAGCUCUCUCCUGAAAGCAUUGACUCAGGAGAACAAGCUGAAGGAGGACAGGAUCAAACAGCUGACAAGAAGGAGAAGUGUGGAACCAGGAGCCAAUCGGGAAGCAGUGCCAUCUGGGUUAGACGCACAGCGAAGAGACCAGGCAACCUCGAGCACCCAGACGGAUGCUGCGAUAGCACUUUAUGCCGCAGUGAAGGCGAGCUCUCUUAUAGCCGCAAAGCUUCCGGAAGCUUCUCUCACCACAUGCAACCAAAUCGUUGAGGGAAAUCCCCUGGAACUAUCAAGGAGUGGCGCCGCUGAAGAGAACCCUGCAGAUGGUUCCCCAGAAGCCGGUUCACCUGCAGAGCCAAACAGACCUGCUACAACCGCUGCUGUAGGGCUCUGUAUUGCUAGGAUACAGGUGCUACUGCAGGAGCAGUGGGAGUGCAUGAGCAGAGGGGACCCCGAUAACACCCUCCAGCAGCCAGGCUCCAAAAUCAGCUCCAUCCAAGCCGAGCUGCUCAGCUCCAUCCACACCCUCUCCACCCUGUGUACAUCCCCUGCACAGACCGCAGGGGCAGCACACCAAGCAGCACUGAAGUCCAUAAUGAAGAAAAGUGCCAGUACUGAGGGGCUGGGGGUCGGCGCAACCAAGAAGAACCUCAAGUUCGUGGGCGUAAAUGGCGGCUAUGAGACCACAUCUAGCGAGGACUCAAGCAGCGAGGAAAGUAUGGAGGAACAGAGGUGUGAGGGCAGAGAGAAGGAUGCUGUGGAGGAGAGAGGAGGGGAUGUGGAGGAGUCUGACGCUGGACCCGAGGAGGAGCAGCCGGGCAGGGAGCUGGUAGAUGAGGACUUCACAGCAGCCUGCUGUUACCUUAAAGACCGCCUGGAAGAGGUGGCCUGCCCCGACAACAAAAUGAGGCAGGUGCUGACAGUGCUGUACCACGUGUGGUUCCACGUGUCCAGUCAGAAGGACUCUUCGGCUGAAGCGGUGGCCCUGUGCCUGAAGCAGGCCCAGUUAUCCGGCCCCGCAAUUCUCCGCUUCCUGGUCAACCUGGCAGAUGGCAACGACAACAUGGCGCUGCACUACAGCGUGUCUCACUCCAACUUUGCCAUCGUCAAGCUGCUCUUAGACACAGGCCUGUGUGACGUGAACCACCGCAACAAAGCCGGCUACACUGCCGUCAUGCUGGCCUCCCUCACUGCGGCCGAUGCCCCAGAGGACAUGGUAGUUGCCCGGCAACUUAUGGAGCAGGCGGACAUCAACGCCCAAGCAAGCCAGGCAGGGCAGACGGCGUUGAUGCUGGCGGUGAGUCACGGUCGUACGCCGAUGGUGGGCCUCCUGUUGGCGGCGAGGGCUGACGUUAACGUGCAGGACCGGCACGGCUCCACGCCGCUGAUGUGCGCCUGCGAACACGGCCACGCCCAGAUCGCCCGCCUGCUGCUGGAACACGGAGGCUGUGACAUCAGCCUCGCUGACAAAGAAGGUCGCACCGCUCUCUCAGUGGCCCUAAGCUCCUCCCACUCAGAGAUAGCUGACCUUCUGCGUGCCUACAGUGACUCCGGGCCCUCCGGCAGCACAAGCCCUCAGUGAGCCCCUCGGCCCCCGUCCCAAACACAAGGCCUUCUUUCACUGGAUGGCCAUUCCCUCACAUGCUCGCGGCCAGCUUUCUCUUUCUCCCACAGAAUACAUAUUUCAAAUAUUUCCAGAUCUACAGUCAGACUAAUUAGCAUCUGGCUAUGGCCCAGUAAUGAAACAACAACUGCUUUACAUCAGUGGGAAGGGAAAGGAGGAGGGUGUGAGGGCGCUGUGUGGGAGUGACACGGUUAACAUGGAUCUGCUAUCAUUGCAAUGGGCACCGUUCAGUAUUCUUUUUUUUUUUUUUUACCUGAUGACAUCACACAAAUCAGAUUUAGCCAUAAGCACUAGCUUUCUCGACUUUGCCACUGUUUUACAGAAUGUCCUUUUGUAUGGAUACGGACUGGAGGGUUUAGAUGCGUGCUUCUUUUUAAUGUGCAAUUGUUUUCCUCGUACCCACUGCUCCUGGUCAGGCUGUUUAAUCUGACCCUCCAGCAGGAAACUGUGCAUCUAAACAGUGUCCAUCAAGGAAGCUGAAUUUCAUACACUUCUCCAAAAUAUUUAAAACCAAUCAAAGAACCAAUUGUGCCUCUCCAGUUCACUCCAUCUCAACACCAGUGUAUUAUUUAUGCAUUACGUAUGCAUUGCAUUUAUUUGGCAGACACGUUUAUCCAAAGCAACGUACAAUAAGUGAGUCAGUCAGAAUUUAUUAAGCUUUUAUAACUACAGCAUAAAUUUAAAGUUUUACUUGAGGCCUCCUGUAACAGGUUGUGGUCAUUCUGAUGAUGGUUAUGAGAUAGAUUGAUGCCUAUCGUAAAAGACAGAUGUGAUACAGAUUAUUGGCUUUCCUGAGUGAGUUAUAAUACAAAUGAAUGGUUGCCUAGAAUGUUGGUUAUUCAGAUGAAUGUUACCCUGAUUGAUGGUUAUGUUGAAUAUAAUGGUUGUUCUGUUGGAUAGUUAUAUAGACUAAUGUUAUUCUGAUUUAUCAUUGAUACAUAUUUACACUAUCUGCUUUGUUUCAGUGUCCUGAUUAUAUCACUAUGAUAUACAGACAAACCAUGUACUCCAUUAUACAAUCAUGUACACUGAAAACCAAGUAUUAUUUUACGUCUUAAAUUAUAUUGGCAUUUAAUUCAUAUAUUUAAAUGUAUCUGUGCAAUACACACAGAAUAUUGUAAAGAUUGUACAAAAAUUUAAAAUGACACCCUUUUUAAAAAACUAGUAUAUUUUCCUUGUCCGUCUCAUCUUGACACAUGACCUCAAAACGCAGGCCAUUUGAUGAGUGGGAUUUAAUCCAAAUCCGUUUGUGUUUCCAUGGUAUUUGACACUGCUUGACACUUGGAAACCGUGCCUGCAUUGUUCAGGCACAGUUCCCCGGUUACUGUUUCCGAGGACAGCAGAGUGCUGGCCUGAAUUGGGUAUUUCCUGACAUUCUUAUCGAUUUCCAGCCCCUUUUCCUGCGGUGUGUCUGUCGCACUCUCAGAACUGAGCGCGUGCAGGACUGAACUCAUGCAUUUCCUGCAAAGAGUAUCUAUGACCUUCUACCACAUCAGUGCAACUUGAUAGGAAAUAUUACCCUUAUAUUGUCAAACAGUCCUUUUUUAACACAAUGCAAAACCACUACUAAAUAAAAACAUGAUAGACUUUU